AUGAGGCGGGGACGGGACCCCCUGACCCUGAGAGGGGUGUCCUGGGGUGACUUCAUGAUGCUCCCAGAGGAUCCAGCUGGAGAUUGGCCUUAUGAGUGUGGGGAAUGUGGGAAGGGCUUCAGCUCCAGCUCUGCCCUUGUCAUACAUCAACGCAUCCACACUGGGAAGGGGCCCUACGAGUGUCCCCAGUGUCAGAAGAGGUUUUAGAGCAGUUCCAGUCUUCUCCGGCACAAGCGGAUUCACACGGAUGAGAGGCCCUUGCGCUGCCCUGAGUGCGGGAAGGGCUUCAAGCACAACUCCAACCUCAUCAGGCACCGGCACAUCCACACUGGGGAGAGGGAGAGGCCCUACGAGUGUCCCCAGUGUGGGAAAAGCUUCACCCAGAUCUCUGUCUUAACCAGACACCAACGGAGCAUCCACACUGGAAAGAGGCCCUACGAGUGUCUCCAGUGUGGGAAGAGGUUUCACACAAGCUCCAAUCUCCUCCAGCACCAGCGGAUUCACACAGACGAGAGGCCCUUCCAAUGCCCCGACUGCGGGAAGGGAUUCAGAGACAACUCCACCCUCGUCACCCACUGGCACAUCCACACUGGGCAGAGGCCCUACGAGUGUCCCCAGUGUGGGAAGAGCUUCAGCCACAGCUCUCACUUGACCAAACACCAACAGAGGCACUGUGGAGAGAAGCCCCAGAAGUGCUUGAAAUGUGGGAAGAGCUUCAGCCAGAAAUCCAGCCUGAUCUGCCACAUGAAAAUCCACACGGGGGAGAGGCCCUAUAUAUGUGAGGAGUGUGGGAAGAGCUUCAGCCGGAGAUCCAACUUGACUGUCCACUUGAGGAGCCACACCGAGGAGAGGUCUUACAAGUGUGAGGAGUGUGGGAAGAGCUUCAGCUGGAUCUCCUGCCUGAUUGUCCACCUGAGGAGGCACACCGAGGAGAGGUCUUACAAGUGUGAGGAGUGUGGGAAGAGUUUCAGCCGGAUCUCCCACCUGACUGUCCACAUGAGGAGGCACACCGGGGAGAAACCCUACGAGUGUGAUAAAUGCAGAAAGGGGUUUCAGACCAGCUCUGAUCUCCUCAGGCACCAGCGCACUCACACAGAGGAGAGGCCUUUCCUCUGCCCCGACUGCGGGAAAGGCUUCAAGUACAACUCCUCCCUUGUCAGCCACCAGCACAUGCACACCCGGGAGAGGCCCUAUGAGUGUCCCGAGUGUGGGAAGAGAUUCACCCACAAGUCAAACCUGAUUGUCCACAAGAGGAUCCACACUGGCGAGAGGUCUUACGAGUGUGGGGAGUGUGGGAAGAGCUUCUGCCAGCGCUCCCACCUGAUCUACCACCUGAGGGGCCACACUGAGGAGAAGCCCUAUGAGUGUGAUAAAUGCAGGAAGAGGUUUCAGACCAGCUCUCAUCUUGUCAGGCACCAGAGGAUUCACACGGAGGAGCGGCCCUUUUGCUGCCCUGACUGCGGGAAGGGCUUCAGGGACAACUCCACCCUCGUGACCCACUGGCGCAUCCACAGUGGGGAGAGGCCCUAUGAGUGUCCUGAGUGUGGGAAGAGCUUCUCUCAGAGCUCUACCUUGAGCAGACACCAGCGUGUCCACAGCGGGGAGAGGCCCUACGAGUGUCCUGAGUUUGGAAAGAGCUUGACCCAGAACUCCACCCUGACUGCCCACCUGAGGAUCCACACGGAGGAACAAAGCUAUGAGUAUGCAGAGGGUGGGCAGAGCUUCAGGACAACAUCUGAACUGACCAUCCACCAGAGAAACCACGCUGGGGAAUGGCCUUUUGAGUGUGGGGAAUGUGGGAAUAGCUACCAGAGGAGAAGCCACCUGACCCACCACAUGGAAGUCCACACAGGUCUGAAAGAGCGCUACAAAUGUGGGCAGUGUGGGAAGAGCUUCAUGUCAAAGUCCCACCUGAUUGGCCACCAGAGGAUCCACACUGGAGAGAGGCCCUAUGAGUGUAUUAAAUGCAAGAAGAGGUUUCAGACCAGCUCCUUUCUCCUCCUGCACCAGCAGCUUCAUACAGAUGAGAGGCCCUUCAACUGCCCUGACUGCGGGAAGGGCUUCAAGCAGAACGCUGCUCUCAUCAGCCUGGUGCAUCCCACCGGGGAGAGGCCCUACGAGUGUUCUGAGUGUAGGAAGAGCUUCUCUCAGAGCUCUAUCUUGACCAGACACCAACAGAGCCACCCCUAA
Melospiza georgiana is the source of this 2190-nucleotide messenger RNA. Its product is annotated as zinc finger protein 91-like. The record is from RefSeq and is a predicted model, not a curated record. NCBI's taxonomy places the organism in Eukaryota, Metazoa, Chordata, Aves, Passeriformes, Passerellidae.